Messenger RNA from Aspergillus brunneoviolaceus CBS 621.78, 687 nucleotides. RefSeq lists its product as uncharacterized. The transcript has a single exon. Lineage: Eukaryota; Fungi; Ascomycota; Eurotiomycetes; Eurotiales; Aspergillaceae. The coding region runs from base 161 to 655 and encodes 164 amino acids. The record is from RefSeq and is a predicted model, not a curated record.
UAUCUAGACAGGGUAUAGUUCUUUCACUAGACAUCUUGUGAGUUUGCCGCGCGAAGAAUCAAGAAGAUAGGCGAAAGUAUGCUAGGAUCCAAGGGGGAUUGCCGGCAAAUCGUCAGGAUUCUCCCCAUGUCUCGGCAGCCGUUCCGUUAAGGUUUUAUAAAUGACAUGGACGACCAAAAGCCUUCAAAGUCUAUGGCCGACACAGUAUUCUGUGCCGACGGAGCAUAACUUAAUUAUUCCACUGAGUCAUCCUCGCGUGCUCUUGAGUGGCAAUUCGUCGGUCAAAUCCGACCUGCCACGCCGAUCUGGGCCAUCACCAGAAUGGCAUCAUCCCGUGGUCACACACGACUGUGCUGUGCUUUCGUCUAGCCGGAGUACUGAUACCAAGCCCUCUAGGCUCUCAACCCCCCUGAACCACCUUCAUCGCGUCGCUCGUGGUGGCAAGUACGCUAGGCUCCCCCUGCAGCGACAGUCGUGGCUAGUGUGGCGUGCUAGCGACGCGAAGGAAUGUCUUCCCCGAGAUCGACGACCAAGGAAGCCGGCCUUGCGCCCAGGGGAGGGGGGGUCACUGUGUAAUAUUCUUAGAACAGCGAAUUUCGACGGAGUAAUGUUUCGAAGCACCGGAAACACCUGCAGCUACACAUGUAGUACAUAGUUAGCAAGUAGCAGCUAGCUAAUGGCACGAAC